GCCACUUGAGUCGUAUGAGAUUAAUUGCAACUGUUUUGAAAUCUGAAGAUUGUCCCGUGCCUUUUUGAAUCAAUCUUACGUCGUCUUUAUAGGACCUCGUCUCCGCUCUUAAGGAAAUCCCCAAACGGAGACGAACGAAUAAUCGUAGCUUCAUACCAUCACGACCGGGAAAAAGAAUCCUCCUGUAACCGUUCUGCCCAGAUCUAAUCUAGGGACUCCUCUCUUCCUCCAGAUCUCCUACUUUUGAUCUCGAUUCGUGAUGGAGGCGAUCGAUGAGUUGUCUCAGCUCUCAGAUUCGAUGAAACAGGCGGCGUCUCUGCUCGCCGACGAAGAUCCCGAUGAGACCUCUUCUUCCAGACGCCCCGCCACUUUCCUAAACGUUGUAGCCUUAGGAAAUGUGGGAGCUGGGAAGUCUGCAGUUCUAAACAGUCUUAUUGGACAUCCAGUCCUGCCUACGGGUGAGAAUGGUGCUACACGAGCUCCUAUUAUAAUUGACUUGAGCAGGGAGGCUUCUUUGAGCAGCAAGGCUAUUAUCUUGCAAAUCGACAAUAAAUCUCAACAAGUUUCAGCAAGUGCUCUGAGACACUCUCUCCAAGAUAGACUUAGCAAAGGAGCCUCAGGGAAGAAUCGUGAUCAAAUAUAUUUAAACCUUCGUACCAGCACAGCUCCACCACUGAAAUUAGUUGACCUGCCUGGACUGGACCAGAGAAUUGUGGAUGAUUCAAUGAUUGCUGAAUACGCGCAACACAAUGAUGCCAUACUGCUGGUUAUAGUCCCUGCUAGCCAGGCAUCUGAAAUUUCAUCUUCCCGAGCACUGAAGAUUGCGAAGGAGCAUGAUCCAGAGAGCACUAGGACAGUUGGCAUUAUUGGGAAAAUUGACCAGGCUGCAGAGAACCCGAAAGCCCUCGCAGCUGUUCAGGCUCUUCUCUCAAAUCAAGGACCGCCAAAAACAACUGACAUCCCAUGGGUAGCUCUUAUUGGCCAAUCCGUUGCAAUUGCAUCAGCACAGUCUGGAAGUGGUGAGAACUCCUUAGAAACCGCAUGGCGUGCUGAAAGUGAAAGUCUGAAGUCCAUUUUGACUGGGGCCCCACAAAGCAAGCUUGGCAGAGUUGCCUUGGUGGACACCCUUGCUAGCCAGAUCCGUAGCAGAAUGAAGCUCAGGCUUCCAAGUAUCCUGUCUGGGCUCCAGGGUAAGUCUCAAAUAGUGCAGAACGAGCUAGCGAGGCUUGGGGAACAACUCGUUAACAGUGCUGAAGGUACAAGGGCUAUAGCUUUGGAGCUUUGCCGUGAGUUUGAGGAAAAAUUUCUUCUCCACUUGGCUGGUGGUGAAGGAAGUGGUUGGAAAGUUGUUGCAAGUUUUGAAGGAAAUUUUCCCAACCGAAUCAAGGAGCUUCCAUUGGAUAGGCAUUUUGACUUGAACAAUGUUAAAAGGGUUGUUUUGGAGGCAGAUGGUUAUCAACCUUAUCUUAUAUCUCCAGAGAAAGGGUUGAGGUCGCUGAUAAAGAUUGUUCUUGAGUUGGCUAAAGACCCUGCACGUCUUUGUGUUGAUGAGGUUCAUCGAGUUCUUGUUGACAUAGUUUCAGCCUCUGCAAAUGCUACACCUGGCCUCGGGAGAUAUCCUCCUUUCAAGCGAGAGGUUGUAGCUAUAGCAAGUGCAGCACUUGAUGGUUUCAAGAAUGAAGCCAAGAAAAUGGUGGUUGCACUAGUCGAUAUGGAACGGGCUUUUGUACCACCUCAGCAUUUUAUCCGUCUUGUGCAAAGGAGAAUGGAAAGACAACGUCGCGAGGAUGAGCUGAAAGGACGAUCUUCUAAGAAGGGACCAGAUGCCGAGCAGUCCCUUUUAAGCAGGGCUGCUAGUCCUCAGCCGGAUGGUAGCAUGAAAUCAAUGAAAGACAAACCUAGUCCGCAAGAUAAGGAGACGCCGGAGGUCUCUGGUCUGAAAACUGCUGGACCUGAGGGAGAGAUAACAGCAGGGUACUUAAUGAAGAAAAGUGCAAAAACAAAUGGAUGGAGUAGGCGAUGGUUUGUUCUAAAUGAGAAAACUGGAAAGCUGGGCUAUACGAAAAAGCAAGAAGAAAGAAACUUCCGGGGCACAAUAACUUUGGAGGAAUGCACUAUUGAAGAAAUUCCUGAGGAAGAAGUAGAAAAAUCAAAGAGUUCGAAGGACAAGAAGGCAAACGGACCUGAUCCAAAAGGACCAGGUCUUAUAUUUAAAAUAACCUGCAAGGUUCCCUAUAAGACUGUACUAAAAGCUCACAAUUCCCUUGUGCUUAAGGCUGAGAGUGCAGUCGAUAAGAACGAGUGGAUUAAUAAGUUGCAGAAGGUUAUUCAGGCUCGAGGAGGCCAAGUGGGCAAUAUUUCCAUGAGACAGAGUUUUUCAGAAGGUUCACUUGAUAAGAUGGUUAGGAAACCCGUCGAUCCAGAAGAGGAACUUCGGUGGAUGUCCCAAGAAGUACGUGGUUACGUUGAAGCUGUCCUUAACAGUCUUGCAGCCAAUGUUCCCAAGGCUGUUGUUCUUUGUCAAGUGGAGAAAUCAAAAGAAGACAUGCUGAAUCAACUAUACAGCUCUAUCAGUGCAAUAGGCAAUGAGAGGAUUGAGUCAUUGAUUCAAGAGGAUCAGAACGUCAAAGGAAAAAGAGAGCGUUACCUGAAACAAUCCUCUCUUCUUUCUAAGCUCACAAGGCAGCUUAGCGUUCAUGACAACCGAGCUGCUGCUGCUUCAAGUUGGUCUGACAACGGUUCCACUGAAAGCAGCCCAAAAACCAGUGGAGGUUCUUCAGGGGAUGACUGGAUGAAUGCCUUCAACGCCGCUGGUAAUGGAGGGUCAGAUUCACUGUCAAGAUACGGAUCAGGUGGUCACAGUCACAGCCGCCGUUACAGCGAUCCUGCUCAGAACGGAGAUUUGCCAUCACCAGGCUCUGGUAGCAGCCGCCGCACCACCCCGAACCGGCUUCCACCAGCACCACCACAGGGUGGAUCAUCUUACAGGUAUUAGAACCUGAAAGAAAGAAAAAAAAAACGGAGACUGAUUCUUUCUCUGGAGUUUGGGUCCCGUGUUCUGGGACUAAGUCACUCUUAUUUUACUAGUUUAAGAAGGGGACUGGUGUUUUGUCUUUUUUGUAGAUAGAUAUUAUCACACAUUCUGUGCUUGCUUCAUGAGUCCAUGUCUGUCUGAAUCUUUUUGUUCUUUAUUCAACUUUUUUUUUUGGCAACUAUUUUUGGGCAAGUGUGGACCUUUCUAUUUUUUAGGGGCAUGUUCAUGCAAUAUUUUGAAAGUUAUGUUUACUUU
This is a messenger RNA of Brassica oleracea var. oleracea, 3289 nucleotides long. RefSeq names its product dynamin-2A. The transcript is spliced from 22 exons. Bases 260 to 2995 code for a protein of 911 amino acids. NCBI's taxonomy places the organism in Eukaryota, Viridiplantae, Streptophyta, Magnoliopsida, Brassicales, Brassicaceae. Gene Ontology annotation, cellular component: membrane; cytoplasm; microtubule. The record is from RefSeq and is a predicted model, not a curated record. Gene Ontology annotation, molecular function: GTPase activity; microtubule binding; GTP binding.